UCCUCCGCUCCGCCCCGGUCCUGGUGCGGCCCGGCAGGCCCGCGGGGUGCAGAGCCGAGGUCCGCGGCCGACCGCAUGAAGGACUGCGAAUACCAGCAGAUCAGCCCCGGGGCCGCCCCGCCACCCGCCUCCCCCGGGGCGCGCCGCCCCGGCCCCGCCGCGCCCCCCGGCCCGGGCCCCGGGCCCCCGCCGCCCGCCGCCGCGCCGCGCUGGAGCAGCAGCGGCAGCGGCAGCGGCAGCGGCAGCGGCAGCGGCAGCGGGAGCAUCGGCCGCCGCCCGCGGCGCAAGUGGGAGGUGUUCCCGGGCCGCAACCGCUUCUACUGCGGCGGCCGCCUUAUGCUAUCCGGCCACGGCGGCGUCUUCGCCCUCACGCUGCUGCUCAUCCUCACCACCACCGUCCUCUUCUUCGUCUUCGACUGUCCCUUUUUGGCCCGCCAGCUGACCCUCGCCAUCCCCAUCAUUGCUGCCAUCCUGUUUUUCUUCGUCAUGAGCUGCCUGCUGCAGACAAGUUUCACCGACCCCGGAAUCCUGCCCCGGGCCACCGUCUGUGAGGCUGCGGCCCUGGAGAAACAGAUCGACAACACAGGCAGUUCCACGUACCGGCCACCCCCUCGGACCCGGGAGGUGAUGAUCAAUGGGCAGGUGGUGAAGCUGAAGUACUGCUUUACCUGCAAGAUGUUUCGGCCGCCCCGGACCUCACACUGCAGUGUCUGCGACAACUGUGUGGAACGGUUUGACCAUCACUGCCCCUGGGUGGGCAACUGUGUGGGGAAACGGAACUACCGCUUCUUCUAUGCGUUCAUUCUUUCCCUCUCAUUCCUGACGGCCUUCAUCUUCGCCUGCGUGGUCACCCACCUGACGCUGCGCUCUCAGGGAAGCAACUUCCUCUCCACUCUGAAGGAGACACCAGCGAGCGUGCUGGAGUUGGUGAUCUGCUUCUUCUCCAUCUGGUCCAUCCUGGGCCUCUCAGGGUUUCACACUUACCUCGUCGCCUCCAAUCUGACAACUAAUGAAGACAUCAAAGGCUCGUGGUCCAACAAGAGGGGCGGUGAGGCCUCUGUCAAUCCCUACAGCCAUAAAAGUGUUAUCACUAACUGCUGUGCUGUGCUCUGCGGCCCCCUACCUCCCAGCCUGAUUGACCGGAGGGGAUUUGUGCAGUCUGACACCGUGUUGCCCUCGCCCAUCAGAAGCGACGAGCCAGCCUGCAGAGCCAAGCCUGAUGCCAGCAUGGUAGGAGGCCACCCCUGAACCGUGCUCAGUACUUGCCACCUGCUGGCCUGUAUGCCCCUCCGCACUCACCUGCCGCCCUCCACACCUGCCAGGACCCUCCCCAUUUCACCCGAAGGGAAGCAGAGCCGCCAAAGACUUUUUAAGUCUUUUCGUAUUUAUUUCCCACCCUGCGUGGCUUUCCCCACACUGUGCCAUGGCUGUACCCUCUGCUCCCCAAACCAGGUUCCCACGGUCUUGGGCGCUGAAUUCCCCCAGCUGAUCAGUGGCAGGAGUGACAGGAGAGAGAGGCCAGGGCUCCUGAGGCC
Messenger RNA from Eubalaena glacialis (North Atlantic right whale), 1535 nucleotides. RefSeq names its product zinc finger DHHC-type palmitoyltransferase 18 (gene ZDHHC18). NCBI's taxonomy places the organism in Eukaryota, Metazoa, Chordata, Mammalia, Artiodactyla, Balaenidae. Gene Ontology annotation, biological process: protein targeting to membrane; peptidyl-L-cysteine S-palmitoylation. Gene Ontology annotation, cellular component: endoplasmic reticulum; Golgi apparatus. Gene Ontology annotation, molecular function: protein-cysteine S-palmitoyltransferase activity. The record is from RefSeq and is a predicted model, not a curated record. Bases 76 to 1248 code for a protein of 390 amino acids. The transcript has 8 exons.